AUGUUGGUCAGUCCUUUGUUGAUCAUUUGUGCUGCGUCACUUGUCAGCAUCUUUUCUCCCUGGUUGAAGGAACUUCAGGAACCUUCUUUAGUACUACUCCAGUCUGCUAGUGAAGCGUCACGGGACUGUGUCAAGACCGUUUUUAGCGAUUGGUUACACAUUUCGACAACAGGUACCAUUCGCUCGCCUCCUGUGAUCAUCUCUCUGUCUCCCUCGACUGCUAGUACCGUUGUCCUGAGCCGCCCUUGGAACGGCACAAAAGAUUACGUCUUGUUUCCUAGGGAAUCGGCGCUGGCGACUGUCACUUCGUAUAUCAGCUCGCUUAGCUUGGUGAAUCCGUUCAAAGUUGAUCCUCCUCGUUUUCCUUUACCAUCUCGUCGUUACGGCAAGUGUGGAAGCGCGGUCAACGGGGCUGUGACCUUUAAUUGGAUGGCCUUUUGUGCCUGGAAGAGGGUUCUGGCAAAGGCAGAGCGAGUUGUGGAUGAGGAGGCAGCGACUGCCAAGCCCAUAGAAGAUCUCAGGAGGGCCAAGAUAGUGCUCGGCAACAAGAAGGAGUCUUUCCUGAAGGGAGUUCUGGAGGAUAUCGACAAGAUAUCCAAGGAGUCGGAGGCCAGUAAUGAUGAUCGACAAGUCACAAUCCUGGAGCGCCUCUACUACAUUGAGGAUCCCACAUCGUCAUCUGCUGGGCCAACGCUCUUUUCGGAGAAGCGGUGGACAAUCGCCAAAUCGGAAUUCGAUUCGACUUACGUCUGGCGCACUGUUCUGCGAGUCCCGUCAGUUGAUCCCUCGACUGUGAUGUCAGACUUCCUCGUCGAUGCGGCUUCUUCAGGCGUGGUCAUCGGUGAGCGUGAACAAUUCAGAGUGCUCAGACGUCCAACGGGUAUCUUUUUCGACACGCCGAAGCGAGUCGUCGGUUCUUCCAAAAGGCUUGCAACGCCAGCAACCCCUCGGCGCAUACCUGUGGCAGAAAAAUCAGAAGAGUCCGAUCUUGGUGGACAAACACGGCCUGCAGUUACCAGCGACGUUCCACCUUCUGCUCGACAAUUCGACAAUAACGAUGACCUCUGUCAAUCUUUUUCUCAGAGUACCCCUGAACGGACCUCGACUGUGGUGUUUGAUUUCCACGUCAAGGAGCCUUCAGACCCUCAAGAAGAGCCAUCCGUUACCGAAGCAGUUGAUGAUCGUCAGACGUCAUCUCUCCCAAGUCCCUCGGUUGUGGUCGACACCCAAACCGAGUGCACUGCAGAAACAAACGUGAGGCGACGAACAGAAAACACCACAAACUCCUCUACGUCGGUAGACAUCCGGUCGAGGACGCCUCAAGCAUCCGAGCCAACUUCACCGACCGACCAGACACCAUCCUCGACAGCAACAUCCCCGGCCUCGGCAGUUAACGACUCCUCUGCAGGAGCAUCUUCUACGGAUGUGAAGCGACGCGAAGAAGACGUCACAAGCCCCCUGUCGUCGGUAGAUAUCCGGGCGAGGGGACCUCAAAUUCGGCACGGCGAUUCUGCGUCAUCAUCGUCGCCAUCACCGCCCGAUACAACAAACACCAACACCACCAACAUAGUUGAGCCGGGAGACAGUAUCCAAGUCGAGGGCACCUCUGUUGCCAAUGACGAACCGGAGCAAUCUGGUUCUGCCAGUAUCGACUCAGAGGCAACUGCUGUUGUUGAGGAGGGCAGCAGCAAAGAACAGGACGGAUACGAAAGUUCGACUUCGGUCCAGACGGCAAUUUUGACUCCUGUCGUUUCUUUGUCGGUGACUUCGACGACAUCGACAACCCCUCAACCCGAGGCUAGCUCUGCUCCCGAAGAGACCACGCCUUCACAGACUCGUCGAAGGAGGAAUAGGAUGGGCCAACGACAAAGAAGACGGUUGCAUGAACUCAAUGAGAACCAGACGCAAAGGGCGACUCGUGGUGAAUCAGUCAUCACCACCCAUUGCUAG
Molecule: messenger RNA, 1950 nt
Organism: Talaromyces stipitatus ATCC 10500
Lineage: Eukaryota; Fungi; Ascomycota; Eurotiomycetes; Eurotiales; Trichocomaceae
Exons: 2
Coding region: 1-1950 (649 amino acids)
Source: RefSeq, a predicted model, not a curated record